Messenger RNA from Ceraceosorus guamensis, 1323 nucleotides. RefSeq lists its product as hypothetical. The record is from RefSeq and is a predicted model, not a curated record. Lineage: Eukaryota; Fungi; Basidiomycota; Exobasidiomycetes; Ceraceosorales; Ceraceosoraceae. Gene Ontology annotation, biological process: protein insertion into mitochondrial outer membrane. The transcript is spliced from 8 exons. Gene Ontology annotation, cellular component: outer membrane; SAM complex. The coding region runs from base 1 to 1323 and encodes 440 amino acids.
AUGCCGCUGCAGCUGGCCUCCAUCAGGAUUGAAGGCGCUUCUCUUCUCCGACGAUCUUUCCUCGAAAGUCUCUGCUCCCCGUACUUGCUUCCUCGAGCAUCAAGCUCGAGCGCUGUGGGACUGACGGCGGCUUUGGGCUUGAUAGCGGUGGCGCAGAGCCUCUCGGCGGACCUCACGGCCAUGGACGUCUUCGACAAGGUUGACGUGACUUUGCAACCGGCAAAGGAUGUGCCAAAGGAUGCGGAUAAGCGAGCACAGCAGGAACUCAGCGACGUGGUAUUGACGCUGAAGAAUCGGAGCAGGCUUUUGCUCAAGAGCUCUACGGAUGUGGGCGAUGGGGAGGGGAGCGCGUCGGUGCAGGCUCGCGUGCGCAACGUGUUUGGAGGAGCAGAGGUUUUCAAUGGAAGCGCUACCAUUGGCACUCGCACUCGUAAAGCUUUCAAUGUCUCUCUUACAGCUCCAAUAUUGGCCAAUCCAGAUCACAUAUUCUCGCUAGGCGCAUAUGCCCUGGAUAGAGAUUGCACGGCUUGGUGGGCCGCUUACGAAGGCCUUCGGGGAGCUCGAGCUAGCAUUCUGUCGAGCACUGCUCAAGGCAUAUCUCACGAGUUCGCGCUGCAAGCGGAUUGGCGACAUAUCGGUAGACUUAGACCUUUCGCUUCUAGAUCCAUUCGACGUCUGGCCGGUCAUUCGCUCAAGUGCUCGGUGCAGCACACGUACAUGAGGGAUACAAGGGACGACCCAUUGUUCCAGGCUACAACGGGCAGCUUGACUAAGGUGGUGAACGAGGUAUCUGGCUUCGGAUCUGAUGUGCAUCACUGGAAGGCAGAGCUGGAGGCCUCGAGAGCGAGGACGCUUGGGCAUGGCUACGCCUGGUCGUUAGGCGCUUCGGCCGGACUGCUGAAGACAUUGGACGCGAGGCCGAGCCAUUUGAGCGAUCGUUUCCAGCUCGGAGGCCCUCUCAGCGUGCGGAUGUUCCGCUUCAACAGUCUUGGUCCUAAAGACGGAGGUGACUCGCUAGGCGGAGAUGCGUUCUGGUCGGCUGGGUGCAGCUUGUUUGCGCCUUUGCCCUUGCGGCCGCACUGGCCGUUGAAGCUGCACGCAUUCUUUAAUGCUGGUCAAUUGACGCAGAUAGAUCAAACUAUUCCUCUUCAGCCACCAGCGUUGUCUCCCUUGCUUCAGCCGUCAGCGUCGGCUGGAGUUGGACUGAUGUUCUCUCAGGGACCUCUGCGAGUCGAACUCAAUGCUGGUCUGCCCCUGGCUGCUAGACGUGGAGAUGGAGCGAGAAAAGGGGUGCAAUUAGGUAUUGGCAUAAGCUUCCUGUAA